Molecule: messenger RNA, 375 nt
Organism: Cooperia oncophora
Lineage: Eukaryota; Metazoa; Nematoda; Chromadorea; Rhabditida; Trichostrongylidae
Source: the annotation of a GenBank genome assembly
AUGAAACGAUUCAGUUCUAUUUCGAAAGAAUUCCCGCAAUUGAACUGGCCAUCGCUCUCGACAAAGCCGUUCAUUCUGGUGAGCUUCGGAAGUGUUGCACAGGCUCACUACAUGCCAAUGAAACUCGUGGAAAAACUACUCGAAGCUUUUUCUCAGUCACCUUUCACCGUAAUCUGGCAGACAAACUCUGCAUUUGAAUCGCUUCUUUGGGCAAGGAAUAUUACUGUACCUGAAAAUGUCGCGCUCAGCAGCUGGGUACCAGUGAAACAUCUAUUAGCUCAUCCCAAUCUGCAAUAUCUGAUUUGUCAUGGCGGAAUCAACACCAUCAAUGAACUGUUGCUAUUUGGUGUACCCAUUCUUGGAGUUCAUUUACAG